UCUGACAUCAGUCAGCUGUCAUCUGUCAUCUUGUGCUUGCCGGUGGAUCGGUUUAUGUUGUUCGUAUAGUUCGAGCGAAAUGUCGUUUCAUUUGAGUACGAAGGAAAGGCUCCUUCUCCUGAUAGAUGACAUCGAAAUUAUUGCUAAGCAACUGAUAGAAAAUGCGAUGACGCCGAAACAUUUGCGAGUACCUGCCGUGGAAACGACCGCACUUGUUGAUCUGCUUGUGUCGAAAGAUGAAGAGUUCCGGUCAAUGCUGCAGCUCGCGGCGGAGCAGGAGAAAAUCGAACAAAAGAUGAAUGCCUACAGGGCUCAAGUUGAAAUACAGGAUCGGGAGAUAAAUCAGCUUCAAAAGCAAUUGAAGGAGGCCGAACAAAUAUUAUCAACAGCCCUUUUCCAAGCUCGCCAAAAGCUAAACAGCAUUGCUCGCGCUAAUAAACGUCCUGUUUCCUCGGAAGAAUUGAUCAAAUAUGCCCAUCGAAUAAGUGCAUCGAACGCUAUUUGCGCACCGCUGACUUGGAUGCAAGGGGAUCUAAGACGCCCUUAUCCUACUGACAUUGAAAUGCGAGUGGGGUUCUUGGGAAAGUCAGAUUUGAAUGCAAAUGGACAUAGCGUCACACAACCAAAUAAUACGAAUGAUAUUCAUCGAAGUACUGGUGAAGUUCCCGCGGCUUCUCAGAAUCAAUUCGCUUGGCAACUGGGCGAAUUGCAUAUGAUGGGCGGAUCAGGAAGUUCAGUGUCACUAGAUACACGAGCUCAUAAGGAGGCGUCACAGGAUGAUGUUGAAGUCAUGUCGACAGACAGUUCAAGUUCAAGUUCUAGUGAUUCACAAUGAUUUCGUUUUUGGGUAUUGAUUCUGAUGGGCAUAUUGCUCACACGUUUUUUAUGUAAGUUUAAUAUUAAGAUUAUCUAUUCACCGCAAAUAUAUGUAGUUCCAAAAGAA
Molecule: messenger RNA, 943 nt
Organism: Hermetia illucens (black soldier fly)
Lineage: Eukaryota; Metazoa; Arthropoda; Insecta; Diptera; Stratiomyidae
Gene: MED4
Product: mediator of RNA polymerase II transcription subunit 4
Exons: 3
Coding region: 80-835 (251 amino acids)
Biological process (GO): regulation of transcription by RNA polymerase II
Cellular component (GO): mediator complex; core mediator complex
Molecular function (GO): transcription coregulator activity
Source: RefSeq, a predicted model, not a curated record